UCCGUGCCAGGAGCGAUGCCCGCGGCUGCCCCAGCCUCGCUCUCGGCCAUGCAGCAGGUCCUGGACAACCUGAUGGGGGUCCCGGGCCCCCCCGGAGCCGCGGAGCUCGACCUCCUGUUCCUGCGCGGCAUCAUGGAGAGCCCCAUUGUGAGGUCCCUGGCCAAGGCUCACGAGCGCCUGGAGGAGCAGCGCCUGGAGGCCGUGCAGGACAACAACGUGGCUCUGGUGCAGGAGAUCCUGCGGGACAUAGGGCCCCUGGCGCCGCGGGACAGUGCGGCCGCGGAGCUGAGCCGCAUCCUGCGCCUGCCACACUUCCAGUCACUGCUGGAGACCCACGAUUCAGUGGCCACCAAGAGCUAUGAGACCCCCCCGGGGAGCCCCGUGCCCCCCCCCGGCAGCCACCACCCCCUGCCCCCCGAUGCCGUGCGCAUGGUGGGGAUCCGACGGGCGCCAGGACAGAGCCUGGGGGUGACGUUCCGCGUGGAGCGCGGGGAGCUGGUGGUCGCCCGCAUCCUGCACGGGGGGAUGGUGGCGCAGCAGGGGCUGCUGCACGUCGGGGACGUCAUCCGCGAGGUGAACGGGCGCGAGGUGGGCAGCGACCCGCGGGCGCUGCAGGAGUCCCUGCGCCAGGCCAGCGGCAGCGUCGUGCUCAAGGUGCUGCCCAGCUACCAGGAGCCGCAGCCGCCCCGGCAGGUCUAUGUCCGCUGCCACUUCGACUACGACCCUGCCACGGACGCGCUCAUCCCCUGCCGAGAGGCUGGGCUCAAGUUCAUGGCUGGGGACCUGCUGCAGAUCGUCAACCAGGAUGACCCCAACUGGUGGCAGGCGUGCCAUGUGGCUGGCGGCAGUGCGGGGCUGGUGCCCAGUCAGCUGCUGGAGGAGAAGCGGAAAGCAUUUGUGCGGAGGGACGGGGACACGGCCCCCGCUGCCGCAGGGUCCCUGUGUGGCAGCCUCAGUGGGAGGAGGAAGAAGAGGAUGAUGUACCUGACCACCAGGAACGCCGAGUUCGACCGCCACGAGCUGCUCAUCUAUGAGGAGGUCGCGCGGAUGCCUCCGUUCCGCAGGAAAACCCUGGUGCUCAUCGGGGCUCAGGGCGUCGGGCGCCGCAGCCUCAAGAACAAGCUCAUCAUGUCUGACCAGGCGCGAUACGGGACAACCAUCCCCUACACGUCCCGGAAGCCCAAGGACAGUGAACGGGACGGGCUCGGCUACCGCUUCGUGUCGCGGGGGGAGAUGGAGGCAGACAUCAGGGCCGGGCGGUACCUGGAGCAUGGAGAGUACGAGGGCAACCUCUAUGGCACCAAGAUCGACUCCAUCCGCGCCGUGGUGGAGGCAGGGAAGAUGUGCAUCCUGGAUGUCAACCCCCAGGCAGUGAAGGUGCUGAGGACGGCAGAGUUCGUGCCCUAUGUGGUGUUCAUUGAGGCCCCCAGCCCCGAGAUGCUUCGGGCCAUGAACCGGGCGGCCCUGGAGAGCGGGGUGGCCACGAAGCAGCUCACGGAGGCGGACGCCAGGCGCACGGUGGAGGAGAGCGGCCGCAUCCAGCGCGGGUACGGCCACUACUUCGACCUGAGCAUCACCAACGAUGACCUGGAGCGCACGUUCGGGCGGCUGCGCGAGGCCAUGGAGCUCCUGCGGGUGCAGCCGCAGUGGGUGCCCGUCAGUUGGGUCUAUUAGAGCCCCAUAGGGCGCUUGUGCCCCCCAUGGCACCCAUGGGGUGUGGGGCUCGCGCU
This is a messenger RNA of Melopsittacus undulatus (budgerigar), 1730 nucleotides long. RefSeq names its product MAGUK p55 scaffold protein 2. The record is from RefSeq and is a predicted model, not a curated record. Lineage: Eukaryota; Metazoa; Chordata; Aves; Psittaciformes; Psittaculidae. Gene Ontology annotation, cellular component: cell-cell junction; plasma membrane. Gene Ontology annotation, molecular function: protein binding. The transcript has 12 exons. Bases 16 to 1674 code for a protein of 552 amino acids.